GGUCUGCAUCCCUUUCUUUGAAAAUUGGAUUUCCAUAAGAUCGCUCCACGAAUGGUUAUAAGAAAGGAUGAACAAUUGGAUCAUUCUCACCCUCUAAGUAAACUAGAUUGUCAUCUGCAUGUUCAGCCUGGGCUGGCUGAAGCUCUUUAUCUUUGCUCUUUCUCGGUGGUAUGGCUCCAGACGCCUCUGAAUAGAGGGAAACCACCUUCCUACCCAAAAUAUGACAGCUACAUUCCCCUGAGCUCGUCACGAUCCCAGAUAUUGUCGCAGAUACAGCACUGGGUCAAGAGACCCCCUCCGCAAACGCAUGAUUCUUCACGAGCUGACAGAAGCAAAUACUGCGAUUAUCACCGUGUCUACGGCCAUAACACAGAGGACUGUCAGAGCCUCAAGGAUGAGCUCGAAUUCUUGGCUCGCAAUGGGAAAUUGGAGGGGUAUGUACAGAAGUCUUUUGUUUGGCAACCCACCCAGACCCACUUUGUACAAGAGUACGGCCGACCUCAAGCACCCGGAUAUCAACUCAGUAACAAUCCAAAUUCUUGCCAGGCAGGUCCGUACUCAUCCGAGUUGAACAGAGUAUACAGGGGGCGCCCGUUCAAUAGGCGUGGGCAAGGACAGAAAGUACCUGCACAGAAUCCAAAAGACCAUAGAGGAGUUGGGUAUGGAGGAAUACCCCCUCCAUCUGGCACGAUCAAUAUGAUCUCUGGUGGAAUGCACUCAGAGGGCCAAAGUGCCCAGGCCCGCAAGGCUUAUGCCCACCAGGUGAUGAUAGUCAACAAAAACAGGCCCUUGAAGCGACCGUUCGAAGAGGCGGAAUGGGAGAACGCAGCUAUCACAUUCAGCCCGCCAGAUUAUAAGCGAGCAGACGGAGAGCCAGACGUUAUGAUGCCUCAUGCAGAUCCAUUUGUGGCAACGGUCCAUAUAGGCAAUCAUAAUGUCAAUAAGGUCUUUAUUGAUACGGGUAGCUCGCCAUAUAUCCUUUAUUGGAGCUGCUUCCAGAAGAUGCAGUUGAACCCGAGCUCGCUACAAAAGUAUGAAGGACCCAUCUAUGGGUUCAAUAAUCAGCCCAUCCCGGUAGAAGGAGUCAUUACCCUUCCCAUCUAUGUGGGCUCAGAACCACGGUUCAGGAUGGCCUCCGUCACUUUCCUGGUCGUCAAGAUGGAGUCAGCUUUCAACGCUAUACUGGGAAGAGCCACCCUUUGCGAGCUGAAGGCUGUCAUUUCUCAACCCCAUCUCUGCAUGAAAUUCCCAACUCCUCAGGGGGUAGGAGUACUUAAGGGGAACCAGAAAAUGGCCAGAGCCUGCUAUCAAGACACGUUCAGAAAGGUUGAGCUCGCUGCAACACCGGCAGGUUUUGAGAAUAGCAAGCUAACUCAGCUCGAACCAGUGGAGCCAGUGGAAACAGUCCUUUUAGACCCUGACGUGCCGGAAAGGACGGUUAAGAUCGGCACCAAGCUCACAGAGGCAGAACGGGCAGAGCUUUUGGAGUUUUUAAGGGUUAAUCAGGACGUGUUUGCGUGGGCUACAGAUGAAAUGCCUGGCAUCCCAACGGAGUUGACAAUCCACAAGCUCAGCACGGACCCCACCAUAAGGCCGGUGGUGCAAAAACGCCGCCUUUUUUGCCCUGAGAAGCAAGCUGCCAUUGACGAGGAGAUACAAAAGUUGUUACGGGCAGGCUUCAUCAGAAGAGUAGAGUACUCUGAAUGGGUGUCCAACCCUGUGCUCGUCAAGAAGCCAAAUGGCAAGUGGAGGAUGUGUAUUGAUUUCACCAACCUCAAUGAUGCGUGUCCAAAAGACCCUCAUCCCUUGCCAAACGUCGAGAAGUUAGUAGAACGGGCAGCAGGACAUGAACGGAUAAGGAAAUUCCUAGGAUACGUGGUAUCCAAGAAAGGGAUUGAAGUGAAUCUAGAGAAGGUCCAGGCCGUUCAGCAGAUGGAGCCUCCCAAGACUGUAAAGGAUGUACAGCGUCUGACAGGUCGUAUAGCUGCGUUGCACAGGUUUAUAGCCAGGUCAGGUGAAAGGUGCCUCCCGUUCUUUAAAGCUCUACGAGAGCCUAAAAGCUUCCAAUGGACUGAUGAAUGUCAACGGGCGUUUGACGAGCUCAAACAGUAUCUGGCAUCAGCACCCUUACUGUCUAAACCUGUCGAUGGGGAAUGCUUAUAUCUUUAUCUGGGGGUCACAGAGGAAGCGGUGAGUUCAGUGCUACUGAGGGAAGAGAAUAAAAUUCAGAAGCCUAUUUGCUACGUGAGCAAGGUGUUACAAGGUGCCGAGCAGAACUACCCACUAGCAGAAAAGGCUGCUUUUGCUUUGGUCUGCACAGCUCGUAAGCUGAGAGCUUAUUUUCAGUCUCAUCAGAUUGUUGUUUAUACUGAUUUCCCAUUGAGGAAAAUAUUGCAGAAGCCAAAACUCUCGGGGCGGCUCAUUGGAUGGAGUGUCGAGCUGAGUGAGUAUGACCUCAAAUUUCAGCCGCGCACGACUAUUAAAGGCCAAGCUGUGGCAGACUUCUUGGUCGAAUGUGCCCCGGCGACUGUGAAAGAAAAGACACCUGAACACCCAGUUUGGGUUUUGUAUGUAGAUGGAGCUGCUAAUGUCGAAGGAUCGGGUGCUGGAGCUGUGUUACUGGGCCCUGAUGGCUUUAAAUCCGAGCACGCACUGAGGUUUAAGUUUCAGGCGACUAAUAACGCUGCAGAAUACGAAGCCCUCAUUUAUGGACUGAAGCUAACAUACGAGCUGAAGGUACGAAGCAUUCAGGUUUACAGCGACUCUCAGCUCGUUGUGGGCCAGGUGAAUGGCAGUUGUGAAAUCAGGGAUCCCCCGCUCGGUCGUUAUGCCUCUGUGGACCUUAACCCUCAAAGAUCUACAAUUGUCGAGGUACUCGACGCACCGAGCUACACUGGUUCCACAGUCGAGUGUCAGUUGCUAACCACAGAUCCCUCUGCACCGAGCUGGACCACCCUGCUCAGAAAUUAUCUACAAAGUGGUGAGCUACCUGAAGAUCCGUCUGCUGCCAAAAUGAUUAAGCGCAGGGCGGCCCAUUUUACUUUGAUAAAUAAUCAGCUCUACAAGCGGGCAGCCUCCAUGCCCCUAUUACGCUGUCUUACUCCAUAUGAAGCUGAAUAUGCUGUUAGAGAAAUCCAUGAAGGGAACUAUGUCAAGAAAUGCCCGACCUGCCAGUUUAACGUUGAUGACAUUCACAUGCCAGGAGAAACGCUCUCACCACUCUCAUCUCCCUGGCCUUUUGCCCAAUGGGGAGUCGACCUGCUGUGCCCUUUUAUGAAAGGAAAAGGAGGUUGCACAUACCUCGCUGUCGCAGUAGAUUACUUCACAAAAUGGAUAGAAGCCAAACCCCUAUCCACGACGACAGAAAAGAAAAUAGAGGAGUUCCUAUUCAAUGCAAUAUUAUGCAGGUUUGGCAUACCUAAACGGAUCGUCGCUGAUAAUGGUCCGCAGUUCCGAGCCGCUGCACUGAGGUCAUUCUACAAUGACUAUGGUAUUGAACUCUCCUUGACGUCUGUAUAUACUCCUCAGUCAAACGGACAGGCCGAGGUCGCCAAUAAGAUUGUCUUGCGGUGCCUCAAGACGCGUGUUUUAGCCGCGCGUUCUAAUUGGGUUGACGAGCUCAAUAAAGUGCUUUGGUCUUGUCGCACCACGCCCAGCUCGGCCACAGGCGAAACCCCAUUCAGCCUUGCUUAUGGAGCUGAGGCCGUCAUCCCGGUGGAGAUCGGAUUGCCCUCUGAGAGAGUAGGUCGGCACGACGAUGGUAACAAUGAGUAGCUAUUGAGGGAGAACUUAGACCUUGUGGAGGAGGUUAGGGAGAUGUCUCGAAUGAGAAACGUAGCACAUCAGAGUCGUGUGGCAAAAUUUUAUAAUAAGAGAGUUCGAACUCG
This is a messenger RNA of Rubroshorea leprosula, 3887 nucleotides long. NCBI's taxonomy places the organism in Eukaryota, Viridiplantae, Streptophyta, Magnoliopsida, Malvales, Dipterocarpaceae. The record is from the annotation of a GenBank genome assembly.